AUGGCCCAAGCCAUGAGAUGGAAGAUGCCCGUAUCUGACCUCGCACAGGACAGCAGAACUGGAGACCCAAGGCACUGGGAUUCAACAGUGAGUGCGGAGCAGAGCAACCGGUCCCCGUACAUGGGGUGGGUGCUGUUGGGUGACAAUAUGAAGACGUCGUGGUGGGCGCGUGUGAAUGGCAAGAUUAAGGGAGCGUUUUCUGCUCAUCCGGGGCUCCAACUAACGCAUUGGUUACCCGGAGUCUGUGGUAUCGCUUAUGCACCCCGGUUGACUAUCUGGGCUAGAGUCCUUGGGCGUCUUCUCGUUCCAGACAACGCUAGUAUCAUCACCAUCAUCAUCAUGGGUGUCCCCGGGCUUGUUAUCAGCAUUGCCCCGUCUUGCCUCUAUUGCCAGAUGAAACCCUUGUACGGAGUCAGGGCAAGCAAGCACAAGACCAAGUUUGGGUCGACAAAUGGGUUUGCCGCAGCGGGUAUUGCGGCCGGCCAUGUUUCAGACGUGGCGUGCCUGGCUGGAACCUGCUUGUUGGCCUUGGCAAGACGGUCAGGUUACCAUUUGGUGAUUCUCCCUCUUCUCGAUACUGCUAGCUAUUGUUGGCUUCCCUAA
Molecule: messenger RNA, 603 nt
Organism: Trichoderma virens Gv29-8
Lineage: Eukaryota; Fungi; Ascomycota; Sordariomycetes; Hypocreales; Hypocreaceae
Exons: 1
Coding region: 1-603 (200 amino acids)
Source: RefSeq, a predicted model, not a curated record